AGCAUCUGUAUUAGUUGUGUUAUAUAAUUUGUAUUUGUUUUGUGUAUAUAUGUACAUAUUUUUUAAGUAAUAAACCAUAUACAUCGUGGCGAUAUUCGAGUUCUGUAAUGUCUUAUACAGUUAACAGUGUUGCUGCUUGAUAAACUUAAACCAAAAACAAAAUAGGAGGUACGUAAAUUAAUAUUAUUUAUAUUCUUAUAUUCGUAUAAAAUACAAAUAAAUUAUUGUUAUAAUAUUAUAAUGCAAUGCAGGUAUUAUAUGUUUAUUAAUAAAUUACGAGAUUUAUUUUCAUAUUAUUCGCUGUUCACGAAAUAUAUACAUACACUAUAUUUUAAGUAAUUAAUAAAGUUUAAAGUAAAAUUAUAAGUAAUAGAAAUUGUAUCGUACAGAUGGGAUAUAAUGUGUGAUACCCGCAUUUACUACAUACAUCAAUUCAACUGGAGGUGCAAAAUGGUAAAAUUUUGUAAAUUAGAAUUGUGGCAUUUAGGUUAAAAUUAAAGCUUGAACAAAUUUCACCAAAUUUAAAGAAAACAAUUUUCGAGGGCACUGUUUUUUUCUACAUUUUUUCCAAACAAAAAAGUAAGUUAUUAGUUAUUUUUUCUUUUUAUUGUAUUUUUUUUGUUUGGCAUUAUUUUAGAAGAAAAAAAAGUAACGUAGUAUACUCUCGAAAUCUUGUUACGUGUAUUUAAACUCUAAUUUUAACCUUAAUACGACAAUUUUAAUUCUAAGUUAUGCAAUUUUGGUAUGUUACACUUUAGUUACACUAAGACGCCUGCGUAACCUCUACAGUUACCCAUAUGGAAAUUACAUUUUUAUAAAGCAUACAAAUUAUAAUAUUCAAAAGAAUUAUAUUUAAAAUUAAAAUUAAAUUUUAUAAAACAUUAUCUAUAUGAUUUACAAGGACAAAACAUUACUAUUAUUUCGAAUGUGAAAUUGGCUCAAAAGCGUUAUAUGAUACUCGUAUUAUUUUUGUUAUCAUUGGGCAUAAAAUAUUACAAUAAUUGAUUCGAUUAUGUAACAUUAUUAAAAUACAUAUCUAAUAAAGUAAUUUUUCUUCAGAAUUUUAAAUUUAGGUAAAAUUAAAAACAGUUCUGUAUUAUUCUGAUACAUAUUAUCAAGUACAACGUUUAUUGAACCGAUAAAUCAUUGUACUGAUUAGUCUUGUAGAAUUUCCCGUGAUAUUAGGUGGCUCAAUCUCGUUAUCAUUUUUUUACAACAAUUCGUUACGUUCAUCACGUAUACAAAAUGUAUAAUACAAGUAUAAAUAUAAAUGUGUUAUUUAAAUGUCUUGUGACUAUGAAUUAAUCACUGCUAUAUUUAUACCCAGUAACGUACGCAGGAUUUUAGUUCGGUUAAGGUUUUCACUAUAAAUUUAUCAUAGACUCGUGGGGGGCUGAACUAGUAAAUAAUACCAACAUUAAAACACAAAAUAAUUCUUUGAAAUACUUAUUUUUAUAUAUUUGUUUUAGCUCUUAAGAUUUCGUAAUUAAUUUGAUAAUUAUAAAAUAAUUUUAGCAAUAAAACAAAAUAUUUGAUAUCUAUCUUCUAUCUAUAUAAAUAAAACAAAGUUGGGAUAAUUACACCAUUUAUAACUCAAGAACGGCUGGACUGAUUUUGAUGAUCUCUGAUUUGUUAGAUUCGUCUCCGCUCCGAAUAGUAGAAUAACUAUUAAAAUAUCGAAAAGAUUUUUUUUUGGUAGGGGCAACGACGGGCGCGAGACAGCUAGUAAUAAAAUAUAUACUAUAAUAAUAAGCUCAAAUAAUAAAAUAACUAAACAAUAUGCAUAGUUUAAAAAAUUAAACAAUAACAAUUUUAUAUUUAUUUAUACUUACAAUCAACCACCAGGGGAACACAGUCAUUGCGUUACUGGUUUAGCGAACCCGGGGCCCCGAGCUCCUCCUCUCUAAGGUAUGGAGUGUUUAUCGUAAGACUUAGAACCCUACAUCGUAAACAAAUUGUUGUUAAGAAACCACCAACAAAGCUUUGGACCAGAGAAACGGAUAACCCAAAUGGAAAACGGAAACGGAAGAACAACGAGAUUAAAAUGGCGACUUGGAACACCUUAAGCUUAUAUCGUGCCGGAGCAUGUCAGACUCUUACAGAAGUGUUGAAUCAGUGUCAGUGUCAAUUGCGGCACUCCGAAAAAUUAGAUGGACGGGUAGCGAAGCGCAGAUGAAGAUUAACGACUACAUUAUUUACUAUAAGGAAAGGAUAAUAGUCAUCAUUUUGGGACGGGUUUUGCGGUCCAUAAGAAUUAUGAAUCUUGUGAUGUGAAUUUAACCUAAUAUCCAAAAGAAUAUGUACGACACGAUUAAGAACUAAGCCCAAAGAGUUAUGCCUAAUUAAUAUACAUGACGGAACAUUUUGUAAAGAUUAAAAAGUAUAAACAAUUUAACCCUAAUCUGAAAGCUGUCAAGGAUACUGAUGAAAACAUUUUAAUAGACUCAAUUGAGAAAGUAACAAGAUGGACAAAUUACUUUGAGGAACUGCUUAAUAGUGAAGUACCAGUUAAAUCAGUUCCAGCAUGGAUAGAUCAUAGGGCGGAACAGGAGGUAAACGAUGUAUCCAUGCAAGAAUUGAUGCGGCCGGGAUUUCACGUCCUGGAGUAUAAUGUUCCAGAAUUUUAUAUUUCAUGUUUUUAUCGUUUUGGAAAAUUAUAACCUACCCUUAACUCUUAAUACCACUAUAUUAUUAUUGUAUUCAACUAUAAAUAAUGUGUAUCUAUACACAUAAUAAUAAGAAGUGAUUAAUGAAAAACAAAUAAAAUAUUUGCAUUUAUGUUUAGGUGAAUAGGAGGUACUCGUAUUUUGCAACGAUGGAAAGAUGGAAAAAAAUCACUUACAUAGUCGCUUUGUACAUGUUUUUAACCCAAUCACGACCGCUGGAACCGUUUAUGACGGCAUAUCUCACAUCAAACGGAGAUAUUUCGCUUUCCGAGGUAAGGUACCUAAUAAUAAAAGAUUGACCAGCGUGUUCAAUAAUCAAAAAAUACAAUUAUUAACGGUUCUGUCGUGAUUUCAUGUCUAUAAAUACAUACGGCUAGAGAGGUUAAAAUAACAAUGACCAUAUUAUUUUCAUAAGUAGCUAUAUACAAUGUAUUAUAAUAUGGAUUUAUACUAUUUAAGCGUCUAUAUUAAAAUAAUGUAAUAAAUUAAUAUAAAAAAAAUUACGAGUUAAUAUGUAAAAAAAUGUCUAUAGUUAUAUUGUCUGGUGGUGGUUUUUAAACCGUGGGUUUGAAGCUGAACAAAAACAACCCCAAUUUAAAAUAUUUAUUAUUUGUUUUAUCAGAAAUAUUACUCUAAUAAAAAAACAAAUAAAGAUCUUUUUUGUUGCAUUUUGAAUUAUCUAGAUACUUACGAAGAAAGUCGAUUUUUGAUUUUCUAUUCAGUUUUCAUAAUAAUUGAGAAAACCGAAAAAAGAUAUAAAAUGAAAUCGGACAAAUUUACGGUCCAAAGUCAUGGCGUUAGGAUUUCUUUAUUUUAAAUUUGUACACUUUAUGUUUUUUACCAAAAAUGAUGCCCCAAUAGAAAAACAACUAGAGACCUUUUUUGUUGAACUUUUAAUCUUUGUUGAUUUCACCUGUAGUUUUUUUAAUGAUUUAUCAAAACAGAAAAAAAAAUGUAGAAAGAACAGGAGAAUUUACGAAAAUAAUGCUUUUAUUAUUUUCAAUUUUGUUUUUUUUUUGUUAUAAUUCAGUUCAAAAUAUUCGUAGAGACUUGAAAUUUCGUCAGAAAACGUAUUUUCAUUGUAUGUGCUUUUCCUAAAUGUGGUCAUUAUUUUUAAAAAGUUUGAGUUAUCUCUGCAUACCUAUCUAUUUUGUCAAGGUCCAGUCGUUCCCCUCUAGCAGACUGGUGAUUGAUCAGCAUCAAUUGGAAUUCUGGAACUCGCCACUUGUAUAUGCCACGUCGUUGGUAUUUAGUGGCAGUUGCGGGAACUCGUGCGGACGGCGUAUUGCCGUGUCUUUGCAACGAUUUUGUUGUUUUUUUGGUAAAUUUUUGAUUCAUACGGCGGGUGUUAAUAUGAUUGCCUAUAUAUGUGUAACACGGUCGUUAUAAACUAAAUAGAAAUGCUUGACAAGAUUAUAAGUCGUACUUAGUAGUCUAAAAAAAUUCGAAUGCAAUAAAGUUUUUUUUUUAAAAGUUUUAAAAUCAAAUUUUGACAAAAUUCGUAAACUUCGCUUCGAAUGGUUUUUCGUUAGCAAUGUUUUAUCGUUGCUUCCAGACAUAAAUUAAUUAACUUUAUGUAUCCUACCUUCCCAACUUUUCAUUUACAACAGUUGCACACCCGUCCCCAGUAUCUGCUCUUUUAUUAUCUUGUUUAUUAUUUUGAUGUUAUUUUUUUCAAAUGAUUUUUACUAAAUAUCAGUCAUAUUAUUUAAUAAAAUAUGCUAUAUUUUAGCCGAUAAUAAUAUAAUAUUUUAAUUAAAUAAUAAUAAAAAUAACUAGUAAUCAAAUUAUGAGUUUUAAAAACAGUUUUGUAUCAGUAAUAUUUUUUUGUUAUACAUAAUUAUAAAAGAUCUAGGUACAUGCAGAUUUAUAUAAAUACGUGCGUUUAAAAUAUAUUAUUCCGUUCAAGUAUUAUUAUCUUUCUCGACGCAGAUUUAUCAUAUUGAAAAUAAAUAAUAAUAACGUUAAAUUGUUUAUAGGUGGCCAAUACGGUCGAAGCGAUCAAAUCGUACUCUGCGCUGUUCACGGCUGUAAUAAUGUUGAUUUCCGCCGACUAUCUCCAAUACAAGCCGAACCUCAUAUUCCUGACCAUUUGGGCAUUUAUCAGUUAUUCGAUACUAAUCGAGUCAUCCGAUUACACAUGGAUUAGGGUCAGUGUGUGACAAGUAUAAUAGUAUUAGUAUUGUCAGUGUCACGACUAGAAAUUUCAUGGCGGUGAGGUGAAAUAAUAAAUCGUAACCUGUAGCGUGUUUACUCCAAGUAAAUAUAUUGUGUAUUUGUUAUUUUCACUUUACAUAGGAUACCUUAAUUUUUUGAUUGACGUAAUCGAUAAUAUCAACGAAACUGCACGUAAAAACUAUUUUAUCAAUUUAGCAACAUUUUAACUGUUCAUUUUCUCCUUCUACUAUGACUUAACAAAGACCCUACCUAACCUAACCUAAAGACCAUGCUUGUCCAUGCUGCUCGAAAACUAGCUAGUUCUUUACUUGUUAAUUGUCAAUUUUAACUUGUAAUAAUAAUUUAUGUGGAAAAAAUAUCAGUCAUUGUUUACGUUUCUAAUCAGUUUAUCAAAUUUGCUGUCAACAAAUUACAACGCAAAUAUUAGCAUUUAACAUUUAAUAGAUACGUUGCAUCUAAUAAAUAACGGUCAAAAUUGUUAAUAGAAUAAAUUUUCAGCACUAAAAGUAAAAAUUAGGUAAAUACCUAGAUAUCAUGAUCGUUCUACGAUAUAACUACACUGGCAAUUGUUUUUUUUUUUUUUUUUUUUUUAAAGACGUUAAACUAUGAUUAUAAAUACUAUUAUUUUUCAAUAGUAAUAUGUGAUAAAAGAAUGAUAAUAUUAUUAAAUUCUGUUUUACUUUUACUUUCUCCUUCAUAACAUUAUAAUUUCAGUGAUAUUCGUAUACGACAAGGUUAUUUUAUUUUGAUAUCAUUUUUCAACCAUUGUCUACUGUCUUCAAUUCACAAAGAUACUUACACAAGCUACAUCAUUUAACGUAGAAUAAAGGGAAAUUAUAAAAAAAACCUACUCUUCACUUUUAUACUACGGUACUAGUUGUGGCACUGAAUAUUAUCAUAAGAGCUUGACAAUACUGGUUCAGGCGAUGGGCACAUCUCAGUUAAGGACACAAAAUCCAGAAUACACGGCAUAGAAAUAUGAUAUUUUAAUGGAAAUAAAUAGAGAUAGAGCAGGGAAUUAUCUGUGGCCAGAUAUGAGACAACGAUAAAAUAUUAUUUUUUGGCUAUACUUUAUUGCGAAUGUCCCACGUCAUUUGAACAUGUGCAUAAAAGAAUUGUACUAAUGUCUGGAUUUCCAAAUGUAGGUGUCAACAGUUGGAAUUGGCGGGAUGUUCAACAACAACAUUCUGGCGUUUAGCUAUUUGUACGCCCAAAUUGAGAACGUGGAAGACUUUAAGAUUGCUACCAGUAUUGUCACAAUUGCCGCGCAGCUUGGUACAUUUUUUGGAGACGUAUUGGCACAGACCAUAGUGAACGCGAGUGGAGGCAUCUACACCGCUCUGCCGUAUUGCAACGUAUUAUGUAAUCAGAUGAUUUUUUUUUAUGUGUUGAACGUUUAUUUUUUUCAUCAUGAUGUUUUUAUAUGCAGUAACAAACUCUCCUAAUCGCGUGUGUACAUCAGUAAGCUUUCACAAGUUGACUUGAGUUCUGCCUAAGAUUAUAUCAUCAAAAUGUAAAAUCUCCCGAGUCAGCAUAUUAGAUUUACCUAAAAUAUAAUUUUCUUUGAUGAUUUAAAACAUAUCGAUGGCGUUUUGUUAAAAGAGCGUAUACCAUUAAAAAUCGAAAAUACGUUUUUGGUAUCAAAAAAAUCAGAAAAAUUAGGAACAUCAACUGGUAAAAGGGCAUAUUUAAAUACAGAAAACUAACUUGGUUAAGUUAACUUUUAAAAUAUAAUUAAAUUAGCAUUAAUUUGUUAAAAAGGCGUAUACCAUAUUCAAUGUACAUAUACUUUCUGUACAGCGUAUUAUGUGUACGAUUAAUUUUAUUGUUUUCCAUGAUAAAUAUUGUUAGAAACUGUUUCGCUGGUUUUUUGCAAAACACUUCUUUUCACUACGUGAAAAAGGUGUUUUAGUGGUAUAGGUACGCCCUUUUAACAAAACACUGUCGAUAUAAUACGUAAUUUUACCUGCCUAGAUAUUAAAAAUGUUAAUAAUAUUAUACGUGACUCAAUUUAUACGUAGCAGCUAUGGGUAAAUUUAAAUUGUUUUUGAAUAUUUUCAGUUAUGUUCUUGGCCAUUAUUUUAACUUGUUCAUACCCGUCGACCAAACGAAAAUGUCAAAUAGUUUCGGAUAUUAUCGUGGCGAAUGAAAAAUCAUGGCUUCUCGAACGAAACGUUAAAUUCUAUAAUACGAAAUCUGAAAAAGUCCAUUGUAAGUCAAUCUCAAUAGACGGGAGUUUAUUUGCUAGUGAGGUGAGCUAAAAACUGUAUAAACGAUUUUCUAACGUUUUUAUUAAUUAUUGUUCAGAUAAAAAUUUACCAACAGAAAAACAUAAGAAUGCAGUAGUAAUACCGUUUUUGAAAGAAUUAUUUGUUAAUUUCAAAACGUCUUAUUCCAAUUGGGCUAUUUUGAAAAGAUGUUUAUGGUAUAUUUUUAGUAUGGCAGCAUACAUCGAAGUAAAUAUUAACAAAUAUAAUUGAUUAUGUCUAAUACAUCAUUGGUAUUUGAAUUUACUACUUAAAUUAAUCGCACGAGUAUAAUUUUUAAAAAUAUCCGUAACAUUUCUAUUUCCAGUAACCACGUGUAUAAUGAAAACGCGACAAUGUACAGUUUUUUUUUUUUUUUAAAUUACACAUUAAGUUUGUUUAUGUUUAAUGAUGUUUAACAUAAAUUUGAGUUUAACCUUUUAUUUUAUGUUCUUUGAGUUAAAACUAAAUUUUACUCUACUCACGUACACAUAACACUCUACUUUUUUUUAGAUAAAGUACAACUUAUGAUGAAUAUUGGGCACCAUUUUCAAACGUUUCUACUCAAUUAAAACAAUUUUAUAAGCAUAAAACCAAAUAAAAACUUAAAAUACAUAAAAAUGUCAAUUGUCUAUAAAAAGCUCAAAAAUGUAAAAAUUGAACUUUUUACCACGUCCAAUUUAAGUAUUCUGUGAAAAUUUAUUUUCAAUAGCAACCAAAAAAUUGAAAAAACAAAAUCAAAAAUAAUAAAACCGUCAAUGCUGUUAACUUUCAAACUUUCAACUUUUUCUUUGUUUUUUCCUAAAUAUUGAGAAAACUACACGGAAAAUCAGAAAACAACUUAUAAAAAAUGUUACUCUUGAAAUUCAGAACAAAGAUUUUCGUAGAAAAAUAAAAUCGAAACAAUUUUAAACAAAACAUUUUUUUGGCAUACAUAUUUGAACGUUCUCUCCAUUUUUAUGAAAACUCCUUGGAAAAUUCAAAAAUCACUUUCUCAAUACACCGGUUAUAUCCAAAAUGACUUAAAAACCUUUCUAUUUGUUUUUUAAUUGGUGUAAAAUUUCUGGUAGAGAAAUAUUCACAUUGAAAAAGAAAAAACACAUAUCAUAGUAAAACCAAUGCAUUCCACGCUACGUUCAGAAAUUAAAAAUAAAAGCAUUUGCUUACAGAAUAAAUAACAUAAUGUGAACGCAUUAUUGAAAUUUGAUGGUUCAAAUAUCCAUGAACAUGUCGAAUAAUUAAUUUUAGAAUAGUUAAAUGUAUUUUAAAAUUAUAGGUUUUAGCGAACAUGAACGUUUUGUACUCGUAUGUCGUCGAAAAGUCAGACAAUCAAGAAGUUUUGACUAACGGAACCGCCGAGGCAAUAGUUACGUUGUCUGGUUAGUGCAUUCACGUACAAAAUUAUUAAAUUAACUUAAUGGUAUUAUAUGAAAGCAAUUAGAUAUUAAUUAUUUGUACUCGCCGAGUUUUGUAUUUUAUUGAAUUUUCCAUUAAUUUAAAAACAACAUAUUUCGUAACAAAUAUUCGAUAGGCAACGGAAAUUAAAUCCAAUAAUAUUUAUUUUAUAUUUACAAACACAAGACUUAAAUAUUAUAAACAAAUAUAUAGAAUGACGAUAAUGCGUGAUCAGUUUGUUGAAAAUCAUAAUGACGAUCGUAAAAAUCCAUAAAGACAACAAGAAAAUAAUAUAAUACGCUGUACUAAUUGAUAUCCGAGUUAUUUUUUCGAUUUCCGUAGGGAUAAAAUAAUUCGGUUUCGUUUUUUUUUUUUUUAUAUAGGCGCUGUGGGAGCAUAUUUAAUUGCUAAAGUAAAUUUAGAUUGGUCUCGUUAUUGUGAUAUGUUCAUAGCCGUUAAUUCGGCACUAAUGGGUAUUCUCAUUAUGUCGUGUUACUGUUACGACCAUUUAAUUUACAUUUAUGUAACGUACAUAUUAUAUGGUGUGGUUUGUCAAGCGAGUUUCGUCAUUAUCUAGUGAGUAUUAAAUUUAAAAACGUUUAAAAAUUACUAUACGUGCCUAUUUCUGAAUGCGUUACCUCAAAUUUGAAUAUAAUGCAGUCUGCAUAAUUCUAAAUUAGAGUCGUUUAAUUGUGUUUAUAGUGCUGAAAUCGCAAAAGAAUUAAACAGACACUGUUAUUCUCUCGUACUGGAGUUAAAUUAUUUUGGAGCUUUAUCUAUCGUCCUCAUCAUGACGAUAUUUUUGAUCCAAUUCAAUUUCAUGUCUAUUACUAUUCCUGGACGAGUAAGUCGAAACGCAAUUACUUAAAAUUGAAUGCCUGUAAAUCUAUAAUAUAAUACGUUUUUCAUUUUCAGUUUUUAUUUAUCGGCGGUUUACACUUGAUCCUAGGAAUCGUGUACAUAUCGAUUAGCAUAUUUGAAGAAUGCAGAAAAAAAUACUAAUUCUUUACUAUAAUACGAGUCGCCCGCCAAAUUUUUGUAUUAUAAUAGGUUUUAUCUAUGGACCAUAAAAUACUAAACGGAUUGUAUCAACUUUUUGUAAAUAUAUAAAAUUUUAUUAGUAGUUGUAAUUGAGAUUUGUACUGACC
Messenger RNA from Cinara cedri, 9633 nucleotides. The record is from the annotation of a GenBank genome assembly. NCBI's taxonomy places the organism in Eukaryota, Metazoa, Arthropoda, Insecta, Hemiptera, Aphididae.